Molecule: messenger RNA, 363 nt
Organism: Symbiodinium necroappetens
Lineage: Eukaryota; Dinophyceae; Suessiales; Symbiodiniaceae
Source: the annotation of a GenBank genome assembly
AUGGCGUCAAAGAGCUGCGGCAUUAUCGCCUGCUGUUUGGGAGUAUGGGCGUGGUCCUCCUGCGGCCAGCUCUUCGCUGCUAGCGAUCUGAGCGGUGCAGCUUCCUCCUUCGAGACACAGGCUUCAAACACGCUUUCUGCUCUUCAGAAUGGCGUCGCAGGAGUUUUGCUUGUUACCUUCGGCAUCUUAAUCAGAGUUAUUCAUACCAUGAUUCCUGGAAUGGCCAUCGUCCUUGUUUGCUACACGAUCUACCGGCUCACCAAAGCGAAUGCAUGGAAUCGCCGCACGGCGUUACUGCUAACGCUGGCCUUGCUUCUGACCUAUGGCCUGAUCCGGAUAGGGAGCAAAAUGGGCCAGCUGCCA